GUGCCUUCCUCAUACCAUAUAUAGUGAUGUUGUUUACAAUGGGCCUGCCGUUGUUUUACCUGGAACUAAUCGUCGGCCAGUUUUCGGGCCUCGGGGCCAAUGUGGCCUUCUACAGAAUGGCACCCCUCUUCCAAGGUGUGGGAUACUGUACUUUGUUUGUCAUCUACCUCAUCACUUUAUAUUACCACGUCAUCACCGCAUGGACACUCUUCUACACCGCUGCCAGCUUCUCGUCAGUUCUGGGUUGGAGUAAUUGUAACCAUGACUUCAACAGUUUAAAUUGUUACAGUUUCGACGACGACCAGAAGUGCCGAGAACAGAACGCAGACGUUGCUCAGACAUUUUGGAAUCGCACGUGCCUGGCCGUCAAGGACGUGUGCGAGAGCAAGGGCUUCUCCUACGUUUCUGGUUUCGAUUGCAUCCACACCGUCAACGGAACGAGCAUCGCUCUACGAGAAGUCCUCUCCGAACGGGUGAUGGCAUCUGAAGAGUUUUACGUGGACUACGCCAUGGGGGUGCGGGGCGCCACGUGGAGCCACUGGGGGGGUAUGCGCUGGGAGAUGGUGGGCUGGCUGGCGCUGGCCUGGGUCAUCGCCUACCUCUGCCUCAUCCGGGGAGUGCAGAGCAUGGGCAAGGUGGUCUACUUCACCGCUCUCUUCCCCUACGUGGUGCUCACCGCUCUUCUGGUGCGAGGAGCGACGCUCGACGGCGCGGCGGACGGCGUGUACUUCUACAUGAAGCCCGACUUCUCGGAGCUCCUGAAGCCCGCUGUGUGGGGCGACGCCGCGUCGCAGACGUUCUACGCCCUGGGAAUCAGCUGCGCCUCGCUCGUCACGCUCUCCUCCUACAACAAGUUCAACAACAACUGCCAUCGGGACGCGGUGUUCGUGGCCAUAGCGAACCUGCUGACCGCCAUCUUCGCCGGCUUCGGCGUGUUCUGCGUGCUGGGCGUGAUGGCCAAGGAGACGGGCCAGGAGGUGAAGGACGUGGUGGACUCGGGGCCCGGCUUGGCCUUCAUCGCGUACCCGGAGGCGAUCUCGCGCAUGCCGCUGCCGCAGCUCUGGGCCGUGCUCUUCUUCCUCAUGCUCUUCGUGCUGGGUCUCGGCUCGCAGGUUACUAAUGCAUUAGCUUUAUCAACCAUUGUAGUAGUAGUAGUAGUAGUUGUUGUUUUUGUUAUUAUUAUUAUUAUUAUUAUUAUUAUUAUUAUUAUUAUUAUUAGCUCU
Messenger RNA from Gryllus bimaculatus (two-spotted cricket), 1223 nucleotides. The record is from the annotation of a GenBank genome assembly. Lineage: Eukaryota; Metazoa; Arthropoda; Insecta; Orthoptera; Gryllidae.